Lodderomyces orthopsilosis Co 90-125 is the source of this 2931-nucleotide messenger RNA. It is a transcript of the gene GYP2, whose product is annotated as Gyp2p. Lineage: Eukaryota; Fungi; Ascomycota; Pichiomycetes; Serinales; Debaryomycetaceae. The transcript has a single exon. The record is from RefSeq and is a predicted model, not a curated record. Bases 1 to 2931 code for a protein of 976 amino acids.
AUGGCUUUUUUUGGAGUUUUGAAAGAUAAAGCUAUUAGCACCUUCAAUGAGGUGAUCUUAGAUAAAAAGGUUGGAGGGGAUGGGUUGACCAAAGAGCAGAAGUUUUGUCAAAAGUUUCAGCUUCCAGAAGAGGAGAGAAUAGUUCAAGAAUCCAACGUUGUGAUCCUCUACAAUUCAGAUCAUUCAGAACCUAAUAAUAACAAGUUUAAGGGACCACACAGAUACAACAGUUUCGAAGACGAUGAGCAUGAAAUUCAUUUCCAGGGUAGAUUGUAUCUCACUCAACAUUUUUUAAUCUUUAGAGAUAGUCACGAUUACCGAGAUUGUUCUUUCACAUUGCAACUAUCGACAAUCAAGAAAGUGGAAAGAGAAACGGCUUCGUUUGAUUACAAUUUUGUAUUGUCGUUGACUACUGUUAGCAAAUUGCACAUCAAGUUAUACUUUAGUGGUGGUAUCAGAUCCGAUAACGAAAGAUUUGCUCAAUGUUUGUCAAUGACCUUGAAAAAGAAUCAAUCAAAUAUUAAGAAAUUGAAGCCAUUUAUACAAACUUGUUAUUCUGAAUACCUUUUAUCAAAAAACAAGGUGUCACAUGAGGUUUUUGAACAUACACCUCCGGGUGGGUUGGGCUUAGUAUUUAAAUUUCCUGGUAAUGUUAAAGAGUCUAAGGACAAGGUCAAGUUGAAACUAUGGUUUGAUCUUUUCAAGGAAAACGGACGAAAUCUUUCUUUGAUUAAAACACCAAUGUUUUAUAAGUUGAUUAGAGUCGGUUUACCAAAUAGAUUGAGGGGAGAAAUUUGGGAAUUGUGUUGUGGAUCGAUGUAUUUGCGAUUAGACCAUCAAAACGAAUAUGAGAAGUUGUUACUCGAUAACAAAGAUAAGAUGUCACUUGCCAUUGAAGAAAUUCAAAAGGACUUGAAUAGAUCUCUUCCAGAAUAUGCUGCCUACCAGAGUCCCGAGGGUAUUGAGAGUUUGAGGAAAGUUUUGACUGCUUUUUCAUGGAAAAAUCCAGAAGUUGGUUAUUGUCAAGCAAUGAAUAUUGUUGUUGCAGCUUUGUUGAUAUACAUGUCGGAAGAGCAAGCUUUCUGGACGUUAAAUGUUUUGUGUGAUAGAAUCGUACCUGGGUACUACUCCAAGACGAUGUAUGGUACUUUGCUCGACCAGAGAGUCUUUGAGUCUUUGGUUCAAACCACAAUGCCAAUACUUUGGGAUCACAUUUGUAAGAAUGACAUUCAAUUAUCAGUGGUUUCGUUGCCAUGGUUUUUGUCGUUGUAUUUGUCAUCCAUGCCUUUGGUGUUUGCAUUUAGAAUAUUAGACAUUUUUUUCAUGCAAGGACCCAAAACGUUGUUUCAAGUGGCGUUGGCCAUUUUAAAGAUCAAUGGUGAGGAGUUGUUGAAGACCGAAGACGAUGGUACAUUCAUCUCCAUAAUUAAGGAGUACUUUCUUAGUUUGGAUAGUUCUGCACACCCAAACUCACCACAAUUAAAGUACAGGAAUAUUACGAAGUUCCAAGAUUUGCUUUUGGUGUCAUUUAAAGAGUUUUCCAACAUUGAUGACGAAACAAUCCAACUGCACAGGGAAAAACAUAGAGAUACGAUUUAUCAAAACAUUUCCACUUUUGUUAAGCGUACGGAAAUUAGACAUUUACCAAAAACGCCAAAUAUUACACAGAGUACUCUUGACAUACUCUACGAUAGGUUCUAUUCACAGGUUGAGGUUUCAAAUAUUACUAAAGGAUCCGGGUCAAGUACAAUCGAUUUCAAAUCAUUCGUGAAGUUCUUGUCUGAGGUUUGUGAUUGGGUACAUUUUGAUGAAAAUGAGGUUGAAACAAUUUCCCAUGACCAUUUCUUGCGAAGAUUAUUCCAAAAUUGGGAUUCUGAAAAUCAAAAUGUUUUAUCAUUUGCUGACUUGUUGGUUGGGCUAAACUCAUUAGUUGAAUCGGAUCUUAUGACGGCAAUGUCUAAUUUUUUCAAACUUUAUGAUGUCAAGCAUAAUAAUAAAAUUGAUCGAGAAGGAAUUUUACGAAUUUCAGAAGACCUUUUGUACAUCACAUCGCCUUGGAAAGAAGGGUAUUUGUUGGACGAAAUUACCCGCACUGCGGUUGAAAAUGAGGUUGCUGAGGCAGUAUUGAAAAAGCAAAUGGAAUCCGAGAAAGGUGCUGGAAGCGAGGAGAAGGAGAAGAAUCAUGACCAAAACGGAGCAAUCGACUUGCCAGCUCAUAUUGAAGUGAACAAGGAAAAGCUUGCAGCAGAACAAACUGAAAGAUACUUACAAGCCGCAAGCACAUUCAUCAAUCGUGCCUUUGAAUACGCCCAACCUGAAGAGGAGGAGCUACUUAUAAAAGAUCUUGCCAUAGAUGAAAAGCUUAAACACAAUGUUGCAUUGGACCCUACACACCCAGUCUAUCUCAAUUUGGCCACAUUUCGAAUGGUGAUUUUGGCGGAUGAGACUUAUGAAUUGCUUUUUAGCUCGACUUUUAGGGAUUCCAUUCACUUGGACAGACCAUUGGAUUUGAAGUUUGAUCCAAUGAGGAAUAUUAGAGAUAUGUUUGAUGGUCUAUUGGCAGAUGGAAAGAAAGUUGCCAAUAAGGUAAGAUUGAGAAUGGACUCAAGGGCAUCACAACAAAGCCAAGAAGGAUCAAGUUCGUCAUCCCUCAGGUCUAACAGGACUAGGACAUCUACACUCGCUACUUCUCGUGAUGAAGAAGAGGAGGAAAGAGAUGAUGAUUUUGGUGUGAUAUCGAUUGAUGAAAAGGACAAAGACAUGCUUUUAGCUACUGAAGCACAAUCGUUGGGUGACGAUGUACAAAAGCGACCCGAUAUCAAAAAACAAUUGAAGAAAUUCCACGACACGGAUAAGGAUUCUGGAGUGAAGCUUGCUGAUGCAUCUUCGACCGAAAAUGGUAAAGAGAACUUGAUAGAGUUUGAAACUUGA